AUGGACGGGCCGACGCUCCUCGCCUGCGACGCCCGCGAAGAGCUUGAAGAGGCCGCGCCGUCGCCGCUGCGCGCCAAGGCCAAGCUCAUGAUCCGGCCCAUGCCGAGAGCGUGCAACCCCGUGCCAUCCAGUCCUGUCAAGCUCAGUCGGUACGCCGACGCGCUCGGCUCGAUCGAAGAGGACAACCCGUUCGGCGACCUCACGCACGACAAACUCCGGCAACUGAGCGGCAAGUCGGACUUGACCAGAGUCACGUUUCUCCAGCUCUCCAUCGACACGGGCAAGCAGUCGGUCGAAGCGCUCGGCGAGCUCUUGCCGUCGCUCUUGCAGCUGCGCUUGCACGAGAGCAAGCUCCAUAGCUUCCGCGACCUUGGCACGUCGCUGCACAGUCUCCAAGUGCUCUGGCUCGAGCGCUGCGGCGUGACCGACCUCGAUGGCAUUGGCGCGCUCACGGGCCUCCGCGAGCUGUACCUCCAAGGCAACUGCAUCAGCGACAUUAGUCCGCUGAGCAUGCACGACGAACUCUCGGUCGUUGAUUUGCAAGGCAACGCCGUCAUGGACAUUGUACAGAUCGAGCAGCUCGGCUUAUGUCCACAGCUCUCGGCGCUCAAGCUCGUCGAGAACCCCGUUGCAAGCAUUCCGCAGUACCGCGCGAUCGUCAUCAGCUACAUUCCGCACCUCACGGCGCUCGACGACAAGCCCAUCACCGCCGGCGACCGCACGCCCGUGACGUCGGCGACCAUCGACCUCGCCCUGCGCUUCGACCACUCGGCCGACGCGGCCAAGGACCAGCACUCGAGCGACCUCACGCAUGGCACCGACGUCGUGUUUGCGGGCAACGUCACGAGCGCCCUCCGACGCCGGAGCCACGAGCACUACCACAACAAUGCGUCGGCCAUGGACGACCCGCAGCGACCGCCGACGCCGGCGAGCAGCUUCCCGCCGCGACCGAGCACACCGCUGCAGCGCGAAUCCAUCACGGCGACGCUCGACCGCGCGUGCGAGCUCGAUUUGACGUCGCGCCUUAGCUCCAAGUCGCGCGACUCGAUCUUGCACGAGCUCAAAGCGUGGAAGCUCGAGACGUCGGUGGCGCAGGUCGGCCGGCCCGAGACGCCGUCCAAGCGCGGAGCCAAGAAGACGUCGCGGCCGCACACGUCGGGCGGUCGGACGCCUGUCCGCGAGGCCUUUAGCGAGUCGGCGCCGCGCCGCCACAGCCGGUCGAGCCCGAUCAAGUCGGUGACCAAGUCCCACGCCGUCGAGAUCCUCGUGCUCGACGACCAGACGCCGGACGACUCGCCGCCGACGUUCACGGGCCUGCACGAAGAGUGGACGCUGGAGCUGCAAGCGCUCUCGCCGCGGAUUGAGGCGCAAGCGAUUCCGUCCUUCAAGAAGCACAUCUUCGACGCGAGUCCUAGCGACGACAGUGACAGCGAGAAGGACGACGACGAGGACGUCGGACGAGUGCCAUUGCGCACCGCGCGCCAGCAUUUCAACGUCGGCGAGAGCCUCAACGCGAUCGACGAGUGGACCAACCGCCUCUUGCACGCCGAAGACGGACCUGUCGCUGUCGUGCCCGUCCAAGAACGCUGCAAAACGCCAAAGCGCCGUCCGAGCGCCGGGCCAAAGUACUUUGACGUGACGUCGACACCGGCCAAGAUACCAGCAGCGACUUCGACCCCGACACCGGCCACACCGAACAAGACACUGCCUCUCAAUAAGACAGACGCAGUGUCGAGUGCGCGGCCAGCCGAAGUGCCGAGUGCCGCCGCCGCCGUGCUCCCAGUCGAGGCGGCAACGUACCAAAGCCUCGACGACGCGAGCCUCGUGGUCCUUUUGCAAGGCAAGGACAAGGCCAAUCUCCACCACCUCAAGACCAAGGAGAGUUUCCGGGGGUUCUUUCAAGGUAUCGAGCGCACGCGGCUCGAGACACUGCUGCGACGAGCAUACGGCGACGGCGACAAGAUGCAGAAGCGGCUCGGUCUCAUGGCCGGGCGCACCUCAUAA
This is a messenger RNA of Saprolegnia parasitica CBS 223.65, 2004 nucleotides long. RefSeq lists its product as hypothetical. Lineage: Eukaryota; Oomycota; Saprolegniomycetes; Saprolegniales; Saprolegniaceae. The transcript has 7 exons. The coding region runs from base 1 to 2004 and encodes 667 amino acids. The record is from RefSeq and is a predicted model, not a curated record. Gene Ontology annotation, molecular function: protein binding.